UAGCGCUUAUGAAUGAAUCGUUCUUGGAAACGCGUUUUAGUGUAGUUAUGGCGUUUUUAUGUGAAAGCACGUGGCUGAAGCAUUGUUUUGAAAAAAUAUAAAAUAAUACAAAAUAAAACAUUAUUUUAUUGAUAGUCUUGUUAACAAUCGAAGCUGAGUGUAUGCAUAAUUGAGUAUCCAAAAAUAUCAAGUAUAACCUUUAAAAAAAUCUUGUUUCAUUUCUAUUAAAAAUAAAAUAUUUAGUGUAAUAUUGUAGUUAUUACAAAUUUUGUUAGAGAAAAUGAGUGAUCAAGAUUCAGAAGAAGUUUCGAAAGUUAGCGGUCCUGUGGAUAAUGCUUGGUCCUUAAAAAUUCCAGCAUUUAAGCCUAAAGAUAAUCCACAUCGUCUUUUAGAGGAAAGUUCUUUUGCUACUUUGUUUCCAAAAUACAGAGAACAGUAUUUAAAAGGACAUUGGUCUCUUAUACAAAAAGCAUUAGAUGAAUAUGCGAUCAAAGCAGAGUUAGAUCUGGUGGAAGGUAGCAUGACGGUUAAAACGACAAGAAAGACUUGGGAUCCGUAUAUUAUUGUAAAAGCACGUGAUAUGAUAAAGCUCAUGUCUAGAUCGGUACCCUUUGAACAGGCAGCAAGAGUAUUACAAGAUGAUAUUGGUUCUGAUAUUAUAAAAAUAUCUUCUCUUGUAAGAAAUAAGGAAAAAUUUGUUAAGAGACGACAAAGAUUGAUCGGUCCAAAUGGAUGUACAUUAAAAUCUAUUGAAUUAUUAACCAAUUGCUAUGUACUAGUUCAAGGACAAACAGUCUCUGCGUUAGGACCUUAUAAAGGUUUACAACAAGUUAGACGUAUCGUUGAAGAUACUAUGAAAAAUGUUCAUCCUAUUUAUAAUAUAAAAGCAUUAAUGAUUAAAAAAGAAUUAGCAAAAGAUCCUAAAUUGAAAAAUGAAAACUGGGAAAGAUUUUUACCUAAGUUUAAUAGUAAAAAUGUAAGUAAGAGGAAACAACCAAGAAAAAAGACAGAGAAGAAACCGUAUACUCCAUUCCCACCACCACAGCAAGAAAGCAAACUUGAUAAACAGCUUGCAUCUGGGGAAUAUUUCUUAAAGGAAGAACAAAAGAGAGCAAAGAAAAUGAAAGAGCAAGAAGCUAGACACGAAGAGGCUAAAAAGAGAAGAAUUGAACGUAGAGAGCAGGCAUUCAUUCCACCAGAGGAAAAACUUGAGGAUAAAAAUGUAAAAAAUACAGAAGUAAAUAUUGAUGAAUUAAAGAAAAAGAUUAAAAAAGUAAUGAAAAAAAGUAAUACAAAAUCGUAGAAAAGGACAUAUGGGAUCAAGAUUUUGUGCAUAUGCAAAAUAUGAACAAAUUUUAAACUAAAUCAAUUUUAGAAUAAAUAAAUAUUUUUCAGCAGAAGUGUCCUAUAAUUUUAUUAGAAAAACUUUAUCUAGAAUUACUGUAAUAUUGUAAUCUUAUCUUAUAUUUAUAUGUAUGUAUACAUUUAUGCAUAUGUAAUAAUUAUUAUACAUUUGCGAAAUAUAGGAUGGAGGAGAA
Messenger RNA from Polistes canadensis, 1538 nucleotides. RefSeq names its product KRR1 small subunit processome component homolog (gene dbe). Gene Ontology annotation, cellular component: small-subunit processome; nucleolus. The transcript has a single exon. Gene Ontology annotation, molecular function: RNA binding. Bases 281 to 1303 code for a protein of 340 amino acids. The record is from RefSeq and is a predicted model, not a curated record. NCBI's taxonomy places the organism in Eukaryota, Metazoa, Arthropoda, Insecta, Hymenoptera, Vespidae.